AUGUCGACCACCAUCCAAGUCAAGAACAUCUCCGCGCAGAGCAGCGAGACUGAGAUCAAGGAUUUCUUCUCCUUCUGCGGCAAAAUCCAAUCCCUCUCCGUGAAGCCAGAGACUGGCGAUGCCGGCUCUGCUCAGUCGGCGACGGUGACCUUCGAGAAGGAGACCGCCGCCAAGACCGCCCUCUUGCUCGACAACACGCAGCUCGGCCCAUCCGUCGUCCACGUCACCUCCGCACAGUCGCUUGACCAGCUCGCAAGUGGCAAGACCGCCAGCUCAGCCGACGAGAAGGAGAAGGAUGGCGACGAUAUUGCACAGGAGGACAAGCCCCGCGCUCGCGUCGCUGCGGAGAUGUUGGCCCACGGCUAUGUCAUCAGCGACCAAGCUAUCCAGCGUGCCCUCGCUCUUGACCAGCAGCACGGUGUCAGCACCAAGUUCCAGAAUGCUCUGACCAACUUCGACGCCAAGUACAAGGUCACCGAGCGCGCUCAGGCUGUUGACCAGCAGUACGCCAUCACUGCCAAGGGCAACCAGGCAUGGGCUGGAUUCAACUCGUACUUCGAGAAGGCCGCCAACACCCCAACUGGCCAAAAGAUCCGCGCGUUCUACGAGCAGGGUCAGAAGCAAGUCCUUGAUGUCCACAAUGAGGCCAAGCACCUGGCUUCCAUCAAACAGGGCAAGGCCGAGAACCACCCAGUCGAGGGCAACCCUUCGCGUACUGAGUGCAAGUGCUCGGCCAACAGCGGCAAAUGCUCGUGUGUUCCCGGCGCGUGUGCCUGCUCUGACUGCGGCAAGAACCCAGACGCUCCGGCCACCACCAAGAAGACUGCCGAGGAGGCUCAGAUGGAGAAGGUCACCGUCGGUGGUCAGGAGAAGACCAAGUGCAACUGCGGCGGCUCUGAGACCGCUUGCCCUUGUGAAGCUGGCAAGUGUGCCUGUGCUAGCUGCCCCAAGGCCUCCUAA
Molecule: messenger RNA, 960 nt
Organism: Ramularia collo-cygni
Lineage: Eukaryota; Fungi; Ascomycota; Dothideomycetes; Mycosphaerellales; Mycosphaerellaceae
Product: related to actin cytoskeleton protein (VIP1)
Exons: 2
Coding region: 1-960 (319 amino acids)
Molecular function (GO): RNA binding
Source: RefSeq, a predicted model, not a curated record